CUGUUAUCACCAGAAUUACAGACAAUAUGAUGCCGAUGUUUUUGACUGUGUACCUCAGUAACAGCGAUAAGCACUUUACAGAGGUACCUUUAACCCCUGAGACUCUGUGUCGGGACAUAGUAGAGGUUUGUAAGGAACCUGGAGAGACUGACUGCUACCUUGCUGAGACCUGGAGGGGAUCAGAGCGUGUGAUUGGUCCUGGUGAGAGAAUAGUUGAGGUUUUGCAGCGCUGGGGACAACAAAAAAGUGAUGUUCGAUUCGUCCUCCGCCAUGAUCAAGCACCCAGCCAUGAAACAGGGAGUCCCAGAGUUCCAGAGCUAUCCCUAUUGAGGAAUACGAUGACCACAGACAGACAUCUCGACAACGGGCUGGCUCCACCUCCCAUGGACAUCAGUCUUACAGAGCUACAGGAGAUGGCAUCUCGCCAGCAGCAGCAGAUUAAUGCCCAGCAGCAGCUACUGGCCUCCAAGGAGCAACGCCUUUGGUUACUGAGGCUCCAGGAACAGCAGCAACGCGAGCAGGACAAACUACGUAUGUUGCGCGAGAACGCUGAAAACCAGGAGGCCAAACUGAGACGUGUACGUGCCCUCAAGGGGCAAGUGGAACAAAAACGGAUUAACAACAACAAACUGGUGGAAGAGAUUGAGCAGAUGAAUGGUUUGUUCCAGCAGAAACAGAGGGAGCUGGUAAGGGCCGUGUCCCGGGUGGAGGAGCUCAGCAGGCAGCUGGAGAUGUUACGCAGUGGCAAAUUGGACGAAGCCAACGAGCUCGAGCGACUCUACAAAGAACUUCAGCUAAGGAACAAGCUAAACCAGGAGCAGAGUGCUAAGCUCCAGCAGCAGAAGGAAUGUCUGAGUAAACGUAGCCAGGAAGCAGCCAGUAUGGAGCGGCGACUGGCUGAACUGCGAGCGAGACUUUGGAAAAAGAAAGCUGCUCUUCAGCAAAAGGAAAACCUACCUCAGCCUCUAGAUGGACAGAGCACACAUCCCUCCUCUGCUCCGUCUAGAAUAGCUGCUGUUGGUCCCUAUAUUCAGUCCCCCCCUCCUCCACUACCUCCUAAGCAGGAUGUCCUGGUAAAGCCAGCCUACCCGGAUGGUACUGCCACACUGCCAAGGCCACUUGCCAAAUCUAGUGGUAAGCUCUCCAAGGUUUCGGACUGGAGCAGUAGUGUUGAUAACGGCUCUCUGGGCGGGUCUCCGAGAGGUUACGCCUCCACUCUGCCUCGCAUGAGCAAUCAUGGAUCAACAGAAAAAGAUAUUGAAGCAGAUUUGAAGCCUCCACCACUUCCGUUACGGAAGAAUCAGAGCAAUGAGGACCUUUUAAGUGAAAGCCAGGGUGUUGGUAAAGCGCCUCCUCCCAUCCCCAGCAAACCCAAACCAGUCCAGUCUGGUUUUUCUAAGACUGGCUUCAACACUGGCACCUUCCCAGGCAAAGCCAGACCCACGUACCAGCUCACUACCCACAUCCAGAAAGCACCGAUGCCCGCUGCCACUGUACGACCAUUUACUGUGGAGGGCUCAACCAGCAAAGGAUCCACUAUCCAGAAGCCACAGACUCUAGCAGCAAGCUCCAUCUACUCCAUGUACACACAGCACAGCUCCCUAGCAAAGGGCUACCAGGGCCAGAGCACACUUACACGCUCACAACCUCGGGUAUACGGAAAGCCAGUCAUCCCAUCCAGUGGGGGACAGCACUCACACACCCAGGACAGCAGCCACAGUGAGAAAACCAGCUUUGCUGAGGCUGACCUGGUAGACCAAGGUACCAGCAACGCACCAACUGAGAUCACUGACCCUGAUCGGCCACCUCGCCCACUAAGCCCCACCAAGCUGCUACCAUUUCUAUCACACCCGCAUCGCCUGCAGAGCGAUGCAGACCUGGAAGUGCUACGCCGACGCCUACAUCACGCGCCACGCCCGCUUAAGAAGCGCAGCUCCAUCACUGAGCCCGAGGGGCCUGGAGGACCCAACAUUCAGAAGCUCCUGUAUCAGAAGACCACCCUAGCAGCCAUGGAGAUGCCUGAGGCCACCACAGGGGUAACUGAUGACGCAGGGACACUUUCAGAUGACACUUCGAAAGGACCAGAUGUUGAACGAAAGGUAGAGGAAGAAGAUCUGAGCCCGCCUUCUCUUCAACCGCACGGUUCUAUCCAAGAGGCGAGCAGAGGAGAUGAACCAGUGGAUGAUGAGCAGGAGAAAGGAAGAUCAGUCCCAGAGGAGUACCCACCUUACCCACCACCCCCCUACCCCAGUGCAAGUAAACAAGGAGGACAGGAUGUGGCUGAGGACAGAAGCAUUAAAGCACCAGAGGUCAUGGGGCAGGUCAUGCUACCAGCGGGGAAGAGGACGAACCUGAGGAAGACGGGGUCAGAUAGAAUCAGCCAUGGUAUGCGAGUACGUUUUAAUCCACUGGCACUGCUACUGGAUGCUUCCCUGGAGGGGGAAUAUGACCUGGUACAAAGGAUCAUUUAUGAGGUUGAAGACCCCAGUUUACCCAAUGAUGAGGGCAUUACAGCGCUUCACAAUGCAGUGUGUGCAGGACAUACAGAAAUUGUAAAGUUUCUGGUUCAGUUUGGAGUAAACGUUAAUGCUGCUGACAGUGAUGGAUGGACACCCCUGCACUGUGCUGCUUCGUGUAAUAAUGUGCAGGUUUGUAAGUUCCUGGUCGAAUCGGGUGCGGCUGUGUUCGCCACCACCUACAGUGACAUGCAGACUGCGGCGGAGAAGUGUGAGGAACUGGAAGAGGGAUACGCUCAGUGCUCACAGUUUCUCUAUGGUGUGCAGGAGAAGAUGGGGGUGAUGAAUCGGGGUGUUGUGUACGCUCUGUGGAAUUAUGAAGCUCAAACAGCUGACGAGCUGUUGGUUGUCGAAGGCGACUGCGUUACAGUGCUGAGACGUGACGAUGAAGAAGAGACUGAAUGGUGGUGGGCGCAAUGUGGGGACGACGAGGGCUACAUCCCUCGCAACCUGCUUGGGCUCUAUCCACGGAUCAAGCCCAGGCAAAGGAGUUUAGCCUAAAUCCUCAUGGUUCAGUUCCAAAUUGCUAAUGUGCCAUCAGUUAUAGUGCACACUUCUCAGCUGAAGACAAAUACACUCCAAAGUGCUUCUUCCUACAAGCUGCUGCAUUCCUGAACUUCACUUUGUAUUAAGUGGGUCAUUGUGUGGAGAGAAAGACAUUUCAGUUCAAAGAAAAUAGGAGAAAAAUAGGAGGAAGUGAAAAGAAAGCAUUUUAUUAAACCACAUUAGCAAUCCAGAUGAUGAUGUACCAUGUUUUGGACUGAACUGUAAAAUUCAUGAGCACAAUAGGAUGUGGAUUUUCAUAUUACAGCUAACGAAUGUUUGUUACUACUUUCUAAAGAGAAAAAAGUGUUGAAAAUAAUUGCACAGAUAAGUACAAAUGUACAGAAAUAAUCACUUUUUCUUUGUGACUAACCUCAGUUUGUUAAAAACUGCAGUACUGUAUGUAAUUUGUCCCUUGGGAGGUGUACCAUUAAUGAAUGUUACAAAAUGUUUCUUAAGUUACUUGCAAUAACAUAUUUCUACCAUCAGGUUCUUCAAAUUCCCCCUGUUCUGCAAUUUAAACUGAAUGUAUUUUUGUGUUCUAUAACAAAAAGUAUUUAUUAGUUAAGGCAAAUGAAAAUUUAUUGAAAGGAUAAAUCAUCUCGAUGGUGCUUAAUAAUACAGAAUUACACUGCUACUUUCUGUACAUAGUGACGUCUGAAGUUCAAGCAUAAAGUUUAAAAGAAAAUAAACCAUUUGUAA
This is a messenger RNA of Trichomycterus rosablanca, 3761 nucleotides long. RefSeq names its product tumor protein p53 binding protein, 2b (gene tp53bp2b). The record is from RefSeq and is a predicted model, not a curated record. Gene Ontology annotation, cellular component: nucleus. Gene Ontology annotation, biological process: regulation of apoptotic process; signal transduction. Gene Ontology annotation, molecular function: p53 binding. NCBI's taxonomy places the organism in Eukaryota, Metazoa, Chordata, Actinopteri, Siluriformes, Trichomycteridae. The transcript has 18 exons. Bases 27 to 3017 code for a protein of 996 amino acids.